Molecule: messenger RNA, 5030 nt
Organism: Amoebophrya sp. A25
Lineage: Eukaryota; Dinophyceae; Syndiniales; Amoebophryaceae
Source: the annotation of a GenBank genome assembly
CUCGGCAACAAGAACAACCAGAGGUAAAACCAACAUCAAGUGACCUAAGCACCCACGCACUGCAGAUGUUGCAGUUGUAAUGACUUAGUAACUGUAAGAAAGUGACAACUGAAAUGAAAUUUACUGCAAUUCCAUGACAGCUUGUGGCCGAUGGCUUGUCUAACGCAAAGCCGAAUCUGGGGCAUUGUGUUGUUCUUGAACCUCUUAAACAUUGCGAUGUUCGUUGGUGGUUGGGUCUAUCCUUGGUAUUUUCACCCGACUCUCCCUGCCGUGAAUACCGAGAGUACCCCAGAUCCAGCAGCAGCUGCCGCAGUGGCCACAUCAGGAGGCGGAUCGACCUCGGCUACUGCAGGAAAUGCAGCACCGGCAGCGGUUCCUUUACGGCUGCCACUUCAUCUCGUUCUUCAAGAAACAAAACGAGAUCUGUUUAUCUGUUUCACACAACAUUCGCCACCAGUACUUGAAAGUUGUGAAUCACAUGAGAAGAUAUCCCUCUAAUGGCUGCAUUGCCCUCCGUAGUGUGGGUAGAGGAAUCCUUUCGAGAUCGGCAGUACGUGAACGGCAUGUGGCAGGCACUGGCUUUCUUGGGAAUCAUCGGUGGAAUCUUUUGCUCGUUCGUCUGCAUCGUGAUGCUCUCGUGCGGAGACUCGCUCCUUGCGGCGUUUGGAAUGGGGGUACUAACUUCAUCUAGAACUAGUUGUACUUAGAUGAAGGUACAAUAGUUGUUAUUUCUUGUUCUUCUCUUUGCGGUACAUCAUCUGAAGAGCCGACGACAUUCGACUAUCAUGACAGAGCAGCUUAUAGUUAUAGCACACAUGGUGCAUGGAGCGCAUGGAGCGCAGAUCCAUAAGGGACGCAAAAAGCGCCCCCAUUAGCUCCAUGUAACUCCAUGCGAUCCAUGCACUCCAUGCCAUGCGAGCUGGCAAACCUUACCAAUUACUCCGUUACGAUUAUCGACAAUUAAUAUGAAUUGUUCUCGUAACAAGUGACUUCUCUGAUGCUGAUCAAUGAAUGCUAUAAACGAACAAACACAGGGAUUCGGCGGUUGGCUUGCUGCUGGGGUCAAAGCCAAGAUGACCUUCACAGCCGCUCUCUUUGAGACAAAGGCUGCGGGUUUGUGUGUUGCCGCCAGUCAGAUGCUGUUUGACCCACAAAGGAUACAAGACAAGGUCGAUCCGACACGAUUCUAUCAAGACACCAGUAACUUUGGAAUGUGGCUAGUUUUUUUGGCGUUGUUUUUAAGGCUGAUACUAGUACUCCUGGUAGUUUUAGUUGUCUAUUUUUUGGCUGAUAGUCUGGUAAUUGCUGUAGUUCUAGUUGGAUGUAGUAAUUGUAGGAAGUAGUAGUAGAAGUAGGUUGUAGCUUCCGAUCUCUCUUUUUCCUCGAGUACAGUAUAUCACCUUGCCUGCCGCGAAGUUUAUAUACUCGAAAAACAAAACUAAAACUCGUCACAUGCUUCUACUAAUACUCUUCGCAUGUUUUGCCGACUUGCUUUUGUGCUACUACCCUUGUGCGCCGAACGAUUCUGGUGGCUGGUUCGCCGACAUGAACAGUGGCUUGAAUAGCGGUGAUGUCGAAAAUGCAUACUUUGUUUCUUAUGGAAGAAAUAUCACAAGGACUUAAGGACUUUGAUUAUAUUGCUGCUCAUUAUGAUCGUCAAGGAUUCACAGGUGUACAUCAAGAAGGUAGUUUUUACACCGAUUGGAAGUUCAUACAGUUACGACUGCACUAGAAAAACAGACAGAACUAAGUUGAUGGAUCCAACAUCCUUCAUAUCACACCAGCGCAGGAAAUAGACGAGGACGAAGACGUGAAGAACAGGUUGAGCAGUCAUGGCGUGGACAGAGCAAAAGCGCUCGAUCCGGAACUAGCGAAAAAAAUAGAAGCUGGUAGUUUCAUUUUCAUUUUAGCUGCAUCGUCAGCAAAUUAUUGCCUGUUGGAUUUGGUCCCGUCGUCAGUAAGUUGAUACAACACUUGGUACAGCUGUUAAUGUUCUUAGUCGUGUUCAGAAGGGUUCUGAGAAUGAUUUCAUGUCUCUCCCCUCUUUUCUGUUCGACUUACCCCACGAAUGGGUAAGCUACUACUACUACUACUAAAAACAACACAUGCCUAGACGCACAGAUAUCCAUCUGCAACAACUUCUUCAUAUCUCCUCAGAGGAAGGGAUUCAUUGGGGCAGCGUCUUUGGUUUUGGGAGUACCGAACCCGAAGAAACUGAGGAAAAGAUAAAGAGGGCAUCAAAAGCAGAUGCUUCGGUAACACUAAUGAUUGAAGAAGUUGCUCUUCCUGUCUUCUUUAUGUGGUAUAAUGACUAUCGUAUUACCAUCUUCCCCUAUUAAUCUUAAUCUAUACUAGUAAAAGUAGAACAGCGAGGUCGUCGGGUGUUUUCAAUAUAUUCUUCGUCAUUUCACAUCUCAAUCUUCAUCAAAAUUACAGCCAGCGCAUUUCCAGCCGAUUUUCGACGAUAGUUCUAGCAGUAGUUCCGCUGCGGGGCCACCGCCUCAGAAAAAGCAGAGUAACCGGAAGAAGCGAGGCGCAGAGGGGGAGCAAGGUAGACGUCAAGACAGCAAAAGCAAUGGUUAAGGAUAGGCGCGAUGACUGGAGUGUAUCCUUGAGCUUGACUUUAUUCUGUAAACAUCCAUGGUGGUGGUGCUCAUUUUUCCUGAUAAACGACAAAAACUGCAUCAACCCAAGGAUGCUUUCGAUUUCGUCAAGGAUGCGUAUGGUGCAACUGCAAUGCAUUCUUCUAAAUCAGAGGAGGUAACUACAAACAAGCAUCGUCACCACAAAAAAAGCAGAGAGCAGAGAAGAACAACGGCUUUCAUUUUUAUUAAGAGCAUUUCAAAGUCAAGGACAAUGAGCAUGAAGACUUCAUCUCAGUCUUGAUCUCUACUUGGUCUUCGGAUCGAGAGGUUGAUCGUGAUCAUUGAAUCGAUGACGACCCACCUAUAAGCCUAUUUUUAUGUAGUUCUCCUCUAAUUUCAUGCGUCUGCAAAUGGAAGUAAGGCAAGUCAUGUGGAUGCUGAAUUUCCUGCGCCAUCAGAUAUAGACGAUCAGAUAGGCCACUAUCAAGGGCAUGUUGUAGAGGACGCAGCAUCUGCAUCCACAUCAACAAGCGACGACGUGCCAUUCCACGGCGUUAGGCAGUCAGCGACACCGUUGAGACACUCUGAACGUCUACUAGCGGAAGCGACGUCAAGCAAGGGAGGAGCAACUGGCACAGGCAGUCCAACGGGGGUUGGGUCAUCGUCCAAAGCUACGACCACAAUCGGAGCCGCGCUGUCGCCGAGUGAAGUGUUGCGAGACGAGAGCCCUCCUCCUCCAGCUCCGCCUUUUGCGGGAAUAAGAAAAACAGCAGAUCGAGAAGAUCAGGGUGGCAAGAAGAACCUAAUUAUGGCUGAAAAAAUAUAAAUGAUAAUACUUAGAGAUAGUACUUAGAUAGUAAGCAUAGAAUCUUCACUCAGUACUUGCUGCAUCAACUACUAGCUUAUCAAUAUCAUCCAACAGAGUUUUAGUUUCUAACAUGCGCAGAGCAGAGGGCACAAUGGAUAUUGAAGAUGAAGUGGACGAAGAUCCAGCUCCUACAAGCGGAGGAGCUGCGAGCCAGUUGCCAGCAAAUGCAUCUGCUGGCUCAGGAGGAGCUGCAACGGCAAGUGCUAGUAGUACAUCUGCCCCAUCCGGAGGAGGUGCUAGUACAUCUGCCUCGGGAGGACCUGCAGCUAGUACAUCUGCCUCGGGAGGAGCAACAGCAAGCUCCUCUCCAACAAGGCGACAACGUCCUUCGCGGAGGUCAUCUUCGCUGUUAGGCGACAAACUACUCGCUACGACGGAGAGUGGAGGUGGAAAAGACGCAAAUGACCACCCUCAAGAACAACACGGCAAAGGAAAAGAUGGCCAUGGUCCCAGUGCACAUCAUGAUGAUCAUGAGCAAGACGACCUUGUUCACCCACCUCAUCACGAUAAAGAUCAUCACAAGAAGGGUAAGAAAGGGAAAGGCAAAAACAAGGAUGCGCAUCAUAGCAACAAGGGUAAGGACCAUGAUGCCCAUGUUGAUCACGAGCGUGAUCUUCACCACGAAAAUGGCGAGAGUCCUGAGCAUCAUAAGGAUGCUCAUCACAAGAAAGGAAAAGGCAAGAAGAAAAAGGGCCAACAUCACGAGCACGAAGCAGAACAUCCUGACGCGGGUGACGAGGGGUCAUGGCUCACUGGCAUUACUGAUCUCUUUUCGCUUGGAGGUUAAGGCUUUUUUAAGUAUUCCGUUUUCAACAGUCCAACCGGAGUAUAAUUAUCGUUGUAGUCGAGUCCAAUCGCUUCUAGAUUAGAUACCCGAGUACAAGUAUCGUAGUACUAGUAGUCUAGCUCAAUUGUUAGAUUAGAUCAAGUUAAGUCAGUACAGCACCACACUUCAGAAAUGAGUGUACACGCCUCGAUUAGGAGUAUCCACUCCGGUCAAAGCAAUUAUGUAGAAAACAGCGCUAAUUUGCGGAAGCUGAGCCAGAAGCAGACAGAGAAGGGGAACAUCCGCCUACAGGUGGCAACCCAGAAGCAGCUAGAAGUGGCGACAGCGACCCACCGCCGAGGCACCAUCAUCCGGCGCCUAGAGGCGGUGCGCACGAUGAUGAGGAAGCAGGAUGGUUCAAUUUUGGGUGGGGACAGUGACCUGCUGAACAAUCCUGAUAACUCUAACUCUACAGAAGGAGACAGAUUAUUUUUGCUUUUGGUACCAAUUCCUUUGGUGAAGAUGAAUAUUCUAUUUGGCUCAUACUACAGAUUGCAUUUCUUGCAGUUGUCUCGCUUUUUUUUGACAGUUGGCGCACGCCGUGCGUGUGAUACUUAAAGAUAUCGAAUAUGUCUCAAGCUCAACGUCAGCAACAGAUUCAGAUUCAAUAUCAAACAUAGCGCAGUUUGUCAAAAUCUCCUCGGAUUCCAAGAAAAAGCAGUAAAUUGAAAACGUACAGAUAACAAAGCCUCGCACGAUGCGCAUGGUACCAAGGUCUUUCGUGUGUGGAGCUCCCUUCGUUCCACAUCUA